AUGGGGGCCUGUCUCGGGGUCUGCUCCCUGCUCAGCUGCGUGUCGUGUCUCUGUGGCUCUGCCCCGUGCCUGCUCUGCGGCUGCUGCCCCUCGGCCAAGAACUCCACCAUCACCCGCCUCCUCUUCACCAUCUUCCUCUUCCUCGGCACCCUCGUGUCCAUCAUCAUGAUAAUCCCAGGCGUGGAAAAGGAGUUGCACAAGCUCCCUGGUUUCUGUGAAGGCAGUGGGUCAGUGCUGGGGGUCCAGACCAACGUGGACUGCAGCACCUUCCUGGGCCACAAGGCCGUGUACCGCAUGGGCUUCGCCAUGGCCGCCUUCUUCUGCCUCUUUGCUGUGCUCAUGGUGUGCGUGCGCAGCAGCAAGGACCCGCGGGCCGCCCUGCAGAACGGCUUCUGGUUCUUCAAGUUCCUGGUGCUGGUGGGGAUCACGGUGGGGGCCUUCUACAUCCCCGACGGUGCCUUCACCUCAGUCUGGUUUUACUUCGGUGUGGUCGGCUCCUUCCUCUUCAUCCUCAUCCAGCUCGUGCUCCUCAUUGACUUCGCGCACUCCUGGAGCCAGCGGUGGCUGCACAACGCGGACGAGGGCAGUGCCAAGGGCUGGUACGCAGCCCUUUGUGCCGUCACCUUCAUCUUCUAUGCUGCCUCCAUCGUGGCCGUUGUGCUGCUCUACAUCUACUACACCAAGCCUGAGGGCUGCACGGAGGGCAAGGCCUUCAUCAGCAUCAACCUCAUCCUCUGCCUCAUUGUCUCAGUUGUGUCUAUCCUGCCCAAGAUCCAGGAGGCUCAGCCACACUCGGGGCUGCUGCAGGCAUCCCUCAUCACCCUCUACACCAUCUACGUCACAUGGUCUGCCCUGGCCAACGUGCCAACCCAGCGCUGUAACCCCACGCUGCUGGUGAGGAACAGCACUGGUUCAGCCACAGCCACUGAGCCGCUGACAACCUGGUGGGAUGCCCCGAGCAUCGUGGGGCUGGUGAUCUUCAUCCUCUGCACCCUCUUCAUCAGCCUGCGCUCCUCGGACCACCCGCAGGUGAACAAGCUGAUGCUGACGGAGGAGAGCGGGGCCGGGGCCGGGCCGGCCGGGGCGGAGGAGGGCGGGGUGCACCGAGCCUACGACAACGAGCAGGACGGCGUCUCCUACAACUACACCUUCUUCCACCUGUGCCUCCUCCUCGCCGCUCUCUACAUCAUGAUGACCCUCACCAACUGGUACAGGCCGGAUGAGAGCUUGCAGGUGCUGAGGAGCCCCUGGACGGCCGUGUGGGUGAAGAUCUGCUCCAGCUGGGCCGGGCUCCUGCUCUACCUCUGGACCUUGGUGGCUCCGUUGGUGCUGCCGGACCGGGACUUCAGCUAA
This is a messenger RNA of Cinclus cinclus, 1353 nucleotides long. It is a transcript of the gene SERINC2, whose product is annotated as serine incorporator 2. NCBI's taxonomy places the organism in Eukaryota, Metazoa, Chordata, Aves, Passeriformes, Cinclidae. Bases 1 to 1353 code for a protein of 450 amino acids. Gene Ontology annotation, cellular component: membrane. The record is from RefSeq and is a predicted model, not a curated record. The transcript is spliced from 10 exons.